CCUCCCAUCGUUGCCUCGUCCACUCGUCCACUCGUCCAACCUUUACUACCUCCUCCCCCACUUCCGUAUCCUGCGUUAUCGCAUCUCAUAGGUAUCAUAGAAGCAAGCUCCAGUAGAGCAAAUAUCGCCAAACUGGGGAAGCGCAAAUACGAGAACGGAGAUUUGCCUUUCUCCCCUAAGAGAACCAUGACCGAUACCAAAAUGGCUUCGGGCAUUCCUGAGGUCGACCUGGUCACCCGCGUCCAGGUCGAUAACUCUGCCGUUGGCCAAAGCGAGAUUGACGAGUCACUUUACAGCCGACAGCUCUAUGUUCUCGGCCACGAGGCCAUGAAGCGCAUGGGCGCAUCCAACGUGCUUGUUGUUGGCUUGAAAGGUCUCGGCGUCGAGAUCUCCAAGAACAUAGCUCUUGCUGGUGUCAAGAGUCUAACCCUCCACGAUCCCACACCCGUUGCCAUCGCCGACCUAUCAUCUCAGUUCUUCCUCCGCCCAGACGAUGUGGGAAAGCCGCGCGAUGCUGUCACAGCUCCCCGUGUCGCCGAGUUGAAUGCCUAUACACCCGUCGGCAUUCACGAAUCACCUAGCCUUGGUGACAACCUCUCCCAAUUUGACAAGUACCAAGUUGUCGUCUUAACCAACACCCCUCUCCACCUUCAGCUAGUUAUCGGCGAUUACUGCCACUCAAAAGGUAUUUACUUUGUAGUUGCGGAUACCUUUGGACUGUUCGGCUCGAUCUUCUGCGACUUUGGCAGCGAAUUCACGUGCCUCGACGCGACCGGCGAAAACCCAGUCAACGGAAUAGUAGCUGGCAUCGACGAGGAGGGUCUAGUUUCCGCAUUAGAUGAGACUCGUCACGGCUUAGAGGAUGGCGACUACGUUACAUUCUCCGAAAUUAAGGGUAUGGAGGCUUUGAACGGCGCUGAACCGAGAAAAGUAACGGUUAAGGGUCCUUACACCUUUUCUAUUGGUGAUGUCUCCGGACUUGGUCCGUAUCAGAGCGGAGGUCUCUACCAGCAAGUCAAGAUGCCUAAAUUCCUCGAAUUCAAGACGAUUUCUGCGGCUAUCCGUGAUCCCGAGUUCGUUAUCUCCGAUUUCGCCAAGUUUGACCGACCCCAACAGCUCCAUGUCGGGUUUGAGGCACUCCAUGCUUUUGCUCAGUCCCAGGGUCGUCUACCCCGACCGAAGAACGAGGAGGAUGCUGCUGUUGUUGUCGCAUCUGUCAAGGCCUUCAUCGAAAAGGAGAAGUUGGACCUUGAGAUCGACGAGAAGCUUAUUAAGGAACUCAGCUAUCAGGCUCAGGGAGAUCUUAACCCCAUGGCUGCUCUGUUCGGCGGUCUCACUGCGCAGGAAGUUCUAAAAGCUGUCUCUGGAAAGUUCCAUCCGAUCAAGCAGUGGUUCUACUUCGACUCGCUAGAGUCUCUUCCUACUAGCUGUGCCCGAACCGAGGAGCUCUGCAAACCAAUUGGAUCUCGAUACGAUGGUCAAAUCGCAGUCUUUGGUAAAGAAUUCCAGGACAAGAUCGCAAAUGUCAAACAGUUCCUUGUCGGUGCGGGUGCAAUCGGCUGCGAAAUGCUCAAGAACUGGGCCAUGAUUGGUCUAGGUGUAGGACCUAACGGUAAGAUUACUGUUACCGACAUGGACUCGAUUGAGAAGAGCAAUCUGAACCGUCAAUUCUUGUUCCGACCUAAGGAUGUUGGUCAGAUGAAGAGUGACUGCGCUGCCAAGGCCGUACAGGCUAUGAACCCCGAGCUCGUAGGCCACAUCGAGUGCUUGAAAGACCGUGUCAGCCCCGAAACUGAGCACAUUUUCAACAAGGAAUUUUGGGAAUCCUUGGAUGGAGUCACAAACGCUCUGGACAACGUAGAGGCACGAACUUACGUUGACCGACGAUGUGUCUUCUUCCGUAAACCUCUUCUCGAGAGCGGUACUCUCGGCACUAAAGGAAACACACAGGUGGUCCUCCCCAUGCUAACAGAAUCCUACUCGUCCUCUCAGGACCCUCCUGAGGUAUCGUUCCCUAUGUGCACUCUAAGAAGUUUCCCGAACAAGAUUGAGCACACUAUCGCGUGGGCCCGCGAGCUUUUUGAGACGUCCUUCGUGAAGUCUGCCGAAACAGUCAACUUGUAUCUGUCUCAGCCCAAUUAUCUCGACACGACACUUAAGCAAGGUGGUAACGAGAAGCCGACUCUGGAGAUGAUUCGUGACUACCUUGUAACGGACAAGCCUCUUAGCUUUGAAGACUGUGUCAUCUGGGCGCGAAUGCUAUUCGAGAAGCAGUACAAUAACGCAAUUCAGCAGCUCCUUUACAACUUCCCGAAAGAUUCCGUGUCCUCCAGCGGUACUCCCUUCUGGUCCGGCCCCAAACGUGCCCCGGACCCAUUGAAGUUUGACCCUAAGAAUCCUACUCAUUUCGAUUUCAUCGUUGCGGCUGCCAACCUCCACGCAUUCAACUAUGGCAUCAAGACUAAGGGUGUGAACAAGGACCUCUACCUGAAGGUGUUGGAUAACAUGAUCGUUCCUGACUUCUCACCCGAUCCGGGUGUCAAGAUCCAGGCCAACGAUAGCGACCCUGAUCCGAACUCUAACAAAAACGUCUCUGCAUUUGACGAUAACACCGAGAUACAGAAUAUCGUCUACAGCCUCCCGGCGCCCAGCGAGUUGGCCGGGUUUAAGUUGACGCCCGUCGAGUUCGAGAAGGACGAUGACACCAAUCAUCAUAUUGAUUUCAUCACAGCGGCUAGCAACUUACGAGCUGACAACUACAAGAUCGAGAAGGCUGAUAAACACAAGACGAAAUUUAUCGCCGGAAAGAUCAUCCCGGCUAUCGCCACUACGACGGCAUUGGUCACAGGCCUUGUUAUCCUAGAGCUGUACAAGAUCAUCGACGGAAAAGAUGAUAUCGAGCAAUACAAGAACGGGUUUGUCAACCUCGCGCUACCAUUCUUUGGCUUCAGCGAGCCCAUUGCCAGCCCCAAGGUUGAAUACAGGGGACCAGACGGCAAGGUCACGCUAGACAAGAUUUGGGAUCGAUUUGAGGUUGAAGAUAUAACCUUAGCUGAGCUGCUAGACGAUUUCCAAAAUCGUGGUCUUAACAUUAGCAUGCUGAGCUCGGGAGUAAGCCUGCUUUACGCCAGCUUCUUCCCGCCCCCGAAGUUAAAGGAGCGAUACCCGCUCAAGCUGAGCCAGCUUGUGGAGACUGUCUCUAAGAAGCCCAUUCCGGAACACCAGAAGGAGCUCAUCUUCGAGAUGGUGGCUGAGGACUUGGAUGAGGAAGACGUGGAAGUGCCAUACAUCAAGGUUCACAUCCGCUAGAUGACUAGCUGCCCAGUAUACCACGAACUGUGCGGUGCUUUUUACUCGUGCAUUUUAUUCAGUUUUAGGGAUUAUGAGGAUAGAAGUCUUGUAUGGAGGGGGUUAGCAUGCGCCAUUAGAGUGCAUCAUUUGCUUUUUGAGCUUAAUUGCAGCUUCUGCCGCAAGUGCCCAAGGUAAUUAGUCGCAAAUAGACUUAGUUUUACCCAAGCCGCUCUAUUGACCGUCCUUACAUUUUAUUUAUUUUAUUUGAGGUCCUUUGGUACCUUACUUAGUCCCCUUAUUUGUAAUGUCCUCCUCCUAUUUGUAAAAUCCA
Daldinia loculata is the source of this 3622-nucleotide messenger RNA. RefSeq lists its product as uncharacterized. NCBI's taxonomy places the organism in Eukaryota, Fungi, Ascomycota, Sordariomycetes, Xylariales, Hypoxylaceae. Gene Ontology annotation, molecular function: SUMO activating enzyme activity. Gene Ontology annotation, cellular component: SUMO activating enzyme complex; cytoplasm. Gene Ontology annotation, biological process: protein sumoylation. The transcript is spliced from 4 exons. The record is from RefSeq and is a predicted model, not a curated record. Bases 187 to 3309 code for a protein of 1040 amino acids.